CGGGCACGGCCAUGAGGUGCGAAGCACCAGCAGACUUGUUUUGGAGACUGCCAUCACCACCGUGACCCUCUGAGCCCCGUGGGGAGAGCUGGCGUGGCCGAGGUAACACUUCGUCCUGGGACUGUCUGUAAGAUGGUGGCUGCCCCUUUCCCCUCACCCAUCCUAAUUGAUGUACUUUAACUCAUGCACAUCCUAUUAGACGUGGCAGUUUUAUGUAGCAACUUGUGACUCCCUUGCCCCCGCGUGCGUGUUCUGAUUUCACAGUUGUAUUUCUCGAUUGGUCCCCCAUAUAUAUAUAUAUUUACUUAACCAUUAAAGGAAAAAACAACCAACAACCCAGCUAUGGAAAAGAAAAAAAAAAAAAAAAACAACCACCCAAACGACGUUCCCCACGCACUCCCGAGCCCUGACACGCAUUCUAAUAAUUUAUAUAUAUAAAUAUAUAUAUGAAGCUCUUAAAAAAGGAAAAAAAAGACAAAAAACCCUUCCAGAAACGGGACUCCGGUGUGUUCAUUUCUUUUCACUGGGGCUGGGACGGGAAGGGUAGAAACACUCCCGGGUUUUUUCAUACGGGUGGGACUGGGAGAGGCUGGAAUUGGGCACCGCCUCGGGAGAGGCCCGGGACAGCCGCAGGGCGGGAGCCCUGCCGCAGCGGGGAGGGGCGGGGCGUGCGCGCUGCGGACCAAUGAGAAGCGGGGAAUUUGCAUACGGCCCGUGCGGCACGGCCGGGCCCGUUCGGCCGCGGCGGAGGCCGCCGGUAUCGGCGCGGAGAGGGGAGGGAGAGUGGCGCCGGGCCGGGGACCCGCGGGGUAGACGGCCUGGGGGAAGAGCGGACCUCGCCGCCACGUCGGGGUGAGUCGGUCGGGAUAGGCCCCUCGCAAGGCCGUGCUGGCGGAGGUGAUCAAGGCGUUCGGGGCGCCCGAGAACGCGCAGCGCAUGGAGGAAGCUCGGGACAACGCCUGCAAUGACAUGGGCAAGAUGCUGCAAUUCCUCCUGCCCGUGGCCACGCAGAUCCAGCAGGAUGUGAUCAAGGCCUACGGGUUCAGCAGUGACGGCGAAGGCGUCCUGAAGUUCGCCCGGCUGAUCAAGUCCUACGAGUCGCAGGACCCGGAGAUCGCCAGCAUGUCGGGCAAGCUCAAGGCCAUGUUCCUGCCGCCCAUGACGCUGCCGCCGCACGGGGCCGGCACCGGUGGUGUUGCUGCUUCCUGAGCCCCUGGAGUUCUCCCGGUACUCUGGCUGGUGCCCUCCUCCCAAGGUGCCGGUCCUGUCAGCCCUGGAAAUGGGGCACUUGAACCACGGGAAACGCGGACCUGAAAGGACCAAGAUGCUCCGU
This is a messenger RNA of Cinclus cinclus, 1333 nucleotides long. It is a transcript of the gene C2H12orf57, whose product is annotated as chromosome 2 C12orf57 homolog. The transcript has 3 exons. The coding region runs from base 937 to 1209 and encodes 90 amino acids. The record is from RefSeq and is a predicted model, not a curated record. Lineage: Eukaryota; Metazoa; Chordata; Aves; Passeriformes; Cinclidae. Gene Ontology annotation, biological process: post-embryonic development.